AUAAGUGUUUAUAAAUAAACCACAAAACUCAUCAGAUCAUGGUUUGAGUUUACAACUCCUGUUAUGUCUUUUAAUUUGCACAAUCAGCUCAUCACAAUUAACCUCUUGUCUUUAUGUGGCCUAAUCAAUGGUAGACUAAUAAGGUCAGAAUUCUAUAGCAUAAACCAGGACAAGGUGAGUAAUCCAAUCUCCACCAUAACACUCCAAGGUAGACAUGACAGGAAGAACAAUCCAAAUCUAGAUUUUUAAACAAACGAAUACCAUAUGCUAAAAAACAUAGGGAUCGAUCCAAUGCGUUUAAGAAUAAAUAAUUGCAGAACAUGGCUGUGAAUGGUAAUUAUUUAGAAGAUGAGUUUUGAUGGAAGUGAAAGUCAAAGUUCACAUUGUCUGAUAUUGGCUUGGAUGGUUAUGAUCUCAAGUUUACUGACAAAGAUACUCUUGUAUAUCAGCUGGUUGACUCUAUCUCCUAAAGCAAUUGCAGAGGUGAUCAGUCAAAUAAUGCUGGACUGAAACCUGCUUUUAAGGGAAUGGGAACAUAAAGUAGAAGACAGGUUUGCUGUUUGAAAAGAAACUGAAAGUUUAGUGGAGACACAACUCAUGACCAAGACCCUUUCUUUCUCUUAAUUAGUUAAAGGGGAAGUGAUUUGGAGUUUAUUGUGUCUUGGCUUAGGAACUAGGAAGCUCUGUUCAACCCCUUUUAUCACUUUUCUUAAUGAAGUAACCCUUUUUUAUAUUUGAAAUCAGCCCACUAUAGCAGUUUGGGGGAGUGCACUCAAUUUUCAAAGGUAGGGGAAGUGCAUAUGAAAUUCUGAAAAAAUUAUGACAUAGUAACAUCAAUGUGCAUGUUCUGUGGUCACAUGAAUAUCAAACAUUUCCAAACAACUGAACAAUUCGUAAUUCCGUAUGAUUGUUAUAAAUGAGGUUCUUAACAUGUGAAUGCCUGGUGUAUCAUAUGUUGAACUUAAUAAGCUUCAACGUUAGUAUUUGACUUGAGCACAUGAUAUUGUCGAUCGAGACGCGCAUUACGAUUUCUUUUCUAUAUUGAUUGAUUUGCUAUCGUAAAAGCACAUGCACAGAGGACAUCAAAAAGAUAAAUAUCCCGAUAAAGGCACAAUCACGGUUGAGUACAUAAAAUGGCGUAAUUGACAUGUUAGCAUUACGGCCCUAAUAUUUAAGGUUGUUGUACUCGUAUGAGUGUUGUCAAUUGACAUGUUAGCAUUACGGCCCUAAUAGUAAAAGUUGUUGGACUCACCUGAGAGUUGUCUCGGGUUUUUAAUUUGCUCUUCAAUUUUCCUUAAGACAGUCGUUUCAAUUUCAUUGAAAAAACACAACAAUUAUAUUGGUGUCCCUCAUAUUGGAACGACCAUGACUUGUUCACACCCCUAGUUAAGAGAACGGAUCGAUGACGAUCCUCAAUAAAUUCGUGUAGAGAACUCUUAGCAUUUAUGUGAGGACAACUGAAAGUAAAUUUUACAGCAUUUUCAUGAAUUAGUUAGAUAAUAAAAACAUCUUGUAUACGAAUUUGACGAUCUUGAUAUUACUAGUCGAUCGAAACAAAAGCAGGAUAGUAAACUAGGAACAAAUACCAAACACAAUGAGUGUAUUUAUGUUCAAAAUGAUCACUCUCAAAGUAUUAUAUAUCUACGAGAGCAAGAUGCAAUUAAUGUCAAAAGUUGUCAAGACCACGCACCUUUUCCUUUACCCUUCGAAAAGGAAAAGAUUGAGCAAAUCAUCAAUUAUAGUAAAAAAUGAAAACAGGAAAUGAGUAACCAAAGAGAAGGGCUAGCCAACUAGGUACUAAACUACAACUAAGUUAAUUAAUUAAAGUAAAUGAAGUGUGUAAAAAUUAGGUUGAGUUCCACAAACCGAUUUGCAGAGUUCAAGAUAUAUAUUGGUAUUCAAAUUCCCGAGGAUGUUCUUGUGUUCUCUCAUGCAUCAGUUUGUCUGUUUCUACUUUGGCACUACAGGCUGCCCGCGGUACUUUGUCUUCUCUAACUCCUAGGCCGACCCUUAAAUCAAUUUCCACUACUUUAAUUAUCAAAUUAAUACCCACCACUACUCUAUAUAAUUUGUCUUUAUAUUAUUGUUUUCUCGUCCUAAAUGUAGUAAUUUACAAAUUAACUAGCUAGCUAAUCACCCAUGAUUAUCGAUCGAGGAUCGACCGCAUGCAUUUCAACUGGAUUUGCCAGCCUUUGAUUUCGACACAAGGAAAUGAUAUAAAACUAAAUUUGUCUCAAAAUAACCGUUAGAAUUGUCCCCAACUGAAAAAAGGUACGAAAACUGGUAAGCAAACAGGGAGAAGAAGUUAAGACAAACUGCUCGAUCGGGGAAAAGGUGGUGAAAGUGUCUGAUUUGCCUGUCUUUUUCUCUCAUGGGUUGCAUCAAUGGAGAUAAGAGAUAAUAUUUUGCAUGGGAAACCUACCUUCCCUUCCUUCCCUCUUUCAUAUCCAAAAUUCUUUGUAGCAAUAUCGCAGCUCAUUGCUUCAAAGACACCACCACCACUCCUUUGCUCCCACUACCGAUUCGAUUGACCGAUUGAGAGUUAUUUUCAAUCGAAAAUUAUUAGUCUCGCCGUUAUUCUCGAGAAAAAUACUAAUUAAGAAAAGUUUUGAAUCACCUGUCAUCAACAUGUUAUUAAGCAGUAAAACAUAUUCAGGAUUUUGGGGUCUUAUAAAAAAAACAAUGUACUAGGAUGGCAUUUAAAUUAGUGAGCGUAAAAAGGGAGAGAAGAAGAAGAAGGGCAUGCACGCGUGAAAUCUAUCUAGGGUUUGGCUCAAAAGUGAUGAUAAUCGAUCAAAAGCGCAGCCAGGAAAGGAAGCCAGGUCGGGCUCCGAUCCAAGUUUUCCUGUCCCCCUUUUUUUUUCCCUCAGUCUGCAUGAUAGUGGAAGGUCGCCAAACACUAAUGGAGGGAACCAAGGAAGCUUUUACAUAUUUUGAUGAACUACUAGUGCAUGGCAAAAGUAAGAUCUCAUCAUAGAUUAACGACAAAAUACAAUAGGUAGAGUCGUAUGAUCUAUACAAUUCAUCCCAUGAUUAUUAUUAUUAUUAUUAUUAUUAUUAUUAUUAUAACAACAACAGUGGCAGGCAACAUGGAAAUGGAAUCGUCUCGAUAUGUUUCUAAGUUUCAUAUAAAUCGAUAUACUUCAAAAAUUUGUGUACGAUUUUGAUUUCGAAUUAACGUAUACAAAACACUAACGACGUCUUUGAAAAAUUAUAAAAAAAUCAUGGUACUUAUGGCACCGUUUAUAGAAAUUUAACUUGUACUUCUGUUAACCACGCAAAACCUUUAUGUAGAGUAUAUGAUACAUUUUCAUUAUAACCCUAAUUCCAGAGACAUGGACAAUAAUCUACAGGAUGUAGGAAAUUAUUAUUAUCAACUAAUUAAUUAUAACACUUGAUAAAUUUAUCUCUACCAUAUUCUUCCUAAUUGGUACAGAUCGAGUACUUUAGUUGUAAGAGUACUUCACUAGUAGUGCUUGAAGAUCAUUAUUAUGAAUCAUGCAGCUGUUUCUGUCGUGUAGUGAAGAAAAAGAAGCCUCCAUAGGAUGAUCAACAGGAAGGCAAAAAACCAAACAUAGUGGGCGGCAACAAGCUAAGUUAAGCUAAGCUAGGGUUGAUGAGGAGGAUUAAUGGGGGUUCUUGAUCCCAAUCAUAAGGAGGACUGCUCUCCCAACAAUGGAUCGAUCAUAUAGAUCAUUGAUCACUGACACACUUAAACCGGCUUUCUGUUUAGGAAGUGGGGUUGUGCUUUUUGCCUACACUGCACAGAUUCAUGCUGACAAAAGGGUGCCAAAGAAAAGCUAUCCAUUUAUGUUUAUUUUUCUGUUUAAUGGGGUGUUCGGUUCAAUGUAUUCGUAAACGGAUGUUACUAAUCUUAACUCGAAAUGUUGUUUAUACUGUUUGUUUUGGUGUGAGCCGUUUUAGAAGAAAUUAUGGUUGGUUCGAAGUACUUUUGUUGGAAAUUAUGUCAAAGUGAAAAAACUAUGUGAGAAUCUACAGGCAGAUCAGAUUUAGGACUUAUUGCUGAUUUUGAUGCAAUUUAAAUUGCGUCUUAAAUUUCAAUCGCAUAUCAAUGGAUCGAAAGUUAUAAACGAUAAAUAUGAACAAUCAGUAGUAGUGGUUUAAGAUUUAAGUCCGUAGUAGUGAUUGCAACGUAUCUAAUAGGUGCAUAAUAUAUGAAUGGGUUCACACCUAUAAUUAGAUGUAUAUCAACAAAUAAGAAUCAUCGUUGUUAUUCUCGAUUAACAUGACAUAAUAAUUUUGUGUUUAGAGAAUUAACUACUAAGAUUCACAUGUUAAAGAUUAGAGUAUUGUAUUAUUAUCCAAACUUCAAUUAAUUUAAGGAUACCACAAAUUAUUACCAUCCUCAAAAUUAAAAUCUCUAUAAUCCCAUCCCAAUUGUCAUAACCUAAAACUCAGCCCAACCCCGUUGGCCCACACACUCCUAGAGAUCGAUCUCCCGAGCAACUGGCGAGCGAGGGCCCAUUGGGAGCUUUAUCCGUGUUAUUAAUUUCGAGGCAAUUAGGAAUUAAUAACAGAUUAGGACUAGUAAAUCGUCUACUAGUUACAAAAGGACUCAAUCAGGUUGCGAAUAAAUAUCAUGAUCUCGGGUUGGGUUUAUUUACUAAAUCUUCUUCACCUAAACCCCGCCGCCGGCGUAUCUCUGACUCUGAGUAUGGUUUACCUUCCUUUCCCGGCAACCAAUCCUCCCCCGCCGAGUGUGAUGGAUAUCUGGUUUGAUCGGCCACCAAAAUCGAUCAAAUUUCGCGCGAGAAUCAGACACAGGGAGGUGUUUGCGCUGGUUCACAGCGGGGCUGAACGCAAUUUUAUCAAUCAAGUUCUAGCAAUGGCACUUGGGUUGAGCGCAGCUCCAGUUGAGCCGUUCAGGGUUCGAACGGCGAACGGCGAGGAACUGGUUUGUCGAAUUCAAUACAAGAGGGUGAUGAUGAACAUUCAAGGAUUUGAGGUUUCUACAACUCUGUAUGCUCUGCCAAUUAUAGAGGAUGUCAUUCUUGGGGUUCAAUGGUUGCAAGAGCUCGGACCCGUUACUUGUGAUUGGAACUUGCGAACUAUGAAGUUUCAAUCGGGGGAUAAGGAGCACUUGUUGCGUGGAUUACCUUGAUUACACGAACGGGCAAUUCGUGAAUUUCUCGGGUUGGUAGCGGAGUUUGAAAUCUGAAUGAGAGACUGAUUCGAACCGUGAUGAUUGGGGAGUGGGCCAAGGGAUCCUCCUAGGGUUCAACCUAGUUAUGUCACUCACUCUCGACAGUCGAUUAUUUUAUUUGCGGUAUUAAUGUAUUCAUUUUAUUAUUCAAAUAGGUUUGGGAUUUUAUUACUAUCUAUUUGUAUUUGAUUCAUUCUGUGUCAUAUUGGUUUAUUCAAAAGCAGUAUUGUGAAAUUUGAGUUGACGAUGAUUUAUCUUGUUCUAAUCGAUGACAAAGUUUAUUUUGCUUGUGUAGUAGGGUUAAGCUAGCUGCGUCCCUUCCAUAAUUUCUCUAAUAGAGUUUCGCAUGUGGUUUCUUAAUUAUCUGGUUGGGACUUGGGACUCAAUGAGUGAGCACUUUUGACAAGUGUAAAAAAAAAAAGAUAAUGGAGAGUUUGUAUAUAACCUUUUGAUGGAUCAAACAACUUAACUAUUGUUGCAUACUAGACUAGUGAAUUCCUUUGGGAAGUUCUUGAUGUGGACCAUUUUUUGUCCAUUUCGAAAGUUUAUUCCUUUCGGUUACGAAUCUCCAUUUUCAUUUGUAAUCUGCUCAUAUAAAUAACUAUAACCAAU
Messenger RNA from Linum trigynum, 5776 nucleotides. The record is from the annotation of a GenBank genome assembly. NCBI's taxonomy places the organism in Eukaryota, Viridiplantae, Streptophyta, Magnoliopsida, Malpighiales, Linaceae.